This is a messenger RNA of Diachasma alloeum, 1544 nucleotides long. It is a transcript of the gene Rpt2, whose product is annotated as 26S proteasome regulatory subunit 4. Gene Ontology annotation, cellular component: proteasome regulatory particle, base subcomplex. NCBI's taxonomy places the organism in Eukaryota, Metazoa, Arthropoda, Insecta, Hymenoptera, Braconidae. The record is from RefSeq and is a predicted model, not a curated record. The transcript is spliced from 4 exons. Gene Ontology annotation, molecular function: proteasome-activating activity; ATP hydrolysis activity; ATP binding. The coding region runs from base 102 to 1421 and encodes 439 amino acids. Gene Ontology annotation, biological process: proteasome-mediated ubiquitin-dependent protein catabolic process.
GUCACUUGAACCCCGAGAUCUGAGCCUCUACUUUAGUCAUUCCUCUUUGGCUUCGGCUGAGUGACUUGUGAUUUCUGACUGUCAAAAACUCUGAAAAGGAAAUGGGUCAGAAUCAGUCUGGAGCAGGCGGUACAGGUGAUAAAAAAGAUGACAAAGACAAGAAAAAGAAGUACGAGCCCCCGAUUCCUACUCGCGUGGGCAAGAAGAAGCGCCGAACAAAGGGUCCAGACGUGGCUUUGAAGCUGCCACAAGUGACUCCACACACCAGAUGCAGAUUGAAGCUCCUAAAGCUAGAGAGAAUAAAGGACUAUCUCCUCAUGGAGGAGGAGUUCAUCAGGAACCAAGAAAGGCUCAAGCCCCAAGAGGAGAAGAACGAGGAGGAGAGGUCCAAGGUCGACGACCUGAGGGGCACCCCCAUGUCUGUGGGAACUCUCGAGGAGAUCAUCGAUGACAACCAUGCCAUUGUCUCGACGUCUGUUGGGUCUGAACACUAUGUAUCCAUUCUAUCGUUCGUGGAUAAGGACCAGCUAGAGCCAGGGUGUUCUGUUCUGCUUAAUCACAAGGUUCAUGCUGUUGUGGGGGUCCUUGGGGAUGACACUGAUCCCAUGGUUACGGUUAUGAAGCUGGAGAAGGCACCUCAGGAGACUUAUGCUGAUAUUGGAGGUCUUGAUACUCAGAUCCAAGAGAUAAAAGAGUCCGUGGAACUCCCCCUGACGCACCCAGAGUACUACGAGGAGAUGGGCAUCAAGCCUCCCAAAGGAGUGAUCCUCUACGGCCCUCCAGGGACCGGGAAGACUCUCCUGGCGAAGGCAGUGGCCAAUCAGACUUCAGCGACGUUCCUCCGAGUCGUUGGGUCUGAACUUAUCCAGAAGUACCUCGGGGACGGACCCAAACUCGUUCGGGAGCUGUUCAGAGUCGCUGAGGAGCAUGCACCCUCUAUCGUUUUCAUUGAUGAAAUAGAUGCUGUUGGGACGAAACGGUAUGACAGUAACUCCGGGGGCGAGAGGGAGAUCCAGAGGACUAUGCUGGAGCUUUUGAAUCAACUGGAUGGAUUCGACAGUCGUGGAGAUGUAAAAGUAGUGAUGGCAACAAAUAGAAUCGAGACCCUGGACCCAGCCCUCAUCCGUCCAGGUCGUAUAGAUCGAAAAAUUGAGUUUCCACUGCCCGAUGAAAAGACCAAACGUCGGAUCUUCAGCAUUCACACGAGCAGAAUGACCCUGGCACCAGAUGUGAACCUCGGAGAGCUCAUAAUGUCCAAGGACGACCUCUCCGGGGCUGAUAUCAAGGCAAUAUGCACUGAGGCUGGGCUCAUGGCGCUCAGGGAACGCCGCAUGAAGGUCACGAGUGAUGAUUUCAAGAAAUCCAGGGAGAGUGUCCUCUACAGGAAGAAAGAGGGCUCACCCGAAGGCCUCUACUUGUAAAAUCCUAGAUCAUUUAAUUCUCAAAAAUUCAUCAUUCGACUUUUUUUCUAAUUUUCAGUUAUUCAUGGUGUGAGCCACGUGUAUUCGUAUGUUUAAUAAAAUGAAAGGAAUUAAUUAUUCUAA